This is a messenger RNA of Desarmillaria tabescens, 1145 nucleotides long. RefSeq lists its product as uncharacterized. The record is from RefSeq and is a predicted model, not a curated record. Lineage: Eukaryota; Fungi; Basidiomycota; Agaricomycetes; Agaricales; Physalacriaceae. The transcript has 3 exons. The coding region runs from base 1 to 855 and encodes 284 amino acids.
AUGUUCGCUCGUAUCUCUGUCUCUGCUUUCCUGGCCCUACCUCUACUCGCCAGCGGCGGUGUCAUUCCUGUCGUCCUUCCCCGUAAUGAUAUUACGACCAGCGAGGGUCCUACACUCUACCCUGUCCCUGUCUUUUACCCUAUCGCUCCCCCCGUUCCCCGCGAUGAAUCGGAUGGCGGUGCGGUUAUUACGGGCAGGCAGGCUCUUCCAGCUCUUCCCGCCCCUCCCGCCGUUCCGGCUAUUCCAGCGAUUCCAGCGCUUACAGGCAGGCAGGUGAUUCCCGCCCCUCCCGCCCCUCCCGCUCCCCCGGCGGUUCCAGCGGUUCCAGCUCUCCCAGCCCUUACAGGCAGGCAGGUGAUUCCAGCUCCUCCAGCUCCUCCCGCCCCACCCGCUCCUCCGGCGGUUCCAGCGAUUCCUGCCCUUACAGGCAGGCAGGUGAUUCCAGCUCUCCCGGCUCCUCCUGCCCCACCCGCUCCUCCGGCUGUUCCAGCUGUUCCCGCCCUUGCAGGCAGGCAGGUCACGAUCUCCCCAGUCCUUCCGACCCUCCCGACCCUCAAAGGUAGACAGGUUGUUACGGGCUCCCCAGUCAUCUCCCCGGUUCUUCCCCGUGGAGAAGUUAUGGGCAGGCAGGUUACGAUCUCCCCAGUCCUUCCGACCCUUCCUACCCGCGACGGUAUUGAAGGUAGACAGGUUGUUACCGGCUCCCCAGUCAUCUCCCCAGUUCUUCCUCGUGGUGAAGUUAUGGGCAGGCAGGUCACGAUCUCCCCAGUCCUUCCCACCCUCCCGAACCUCGAAGGUAGACAGGUUGUUACAGGCUCUCCUGUCAUCUCCCCAGUCCUUCCCCGUGGACAGUGAUUUCCGGGAGCAGGAAAUAUUUCGUGAAUCAGAGCGUCUUGGUGAUUGCAUUCGUUCGUUCGGUAGAUAAAUGGAUCGAGAAAACAAUAUUGCUGGAUAGUAGCAAACAUGCCAAUAACUAAAACAUUUCGAGCUUUCCUGUCAUUCAGAGCUUCUUGGGAAGCGUCCUAGAUGCCAAAUCAUAGUUCUCCUUGUCGAAUUAUCGAAUGGGUGGUUCAAGUAAACCGUGGCGAGUUUUCGAAGGCCUGGCCAUCGUCAGAACAUUGAGCUCUAGUUGAUAGUAGAAAAAC